AUGGAAAAGGGACUUUCUGCUGCUUUCGGAAACAAGUUUGGCCGAUUGGAUGAACUGGGAAAACAAGAACUCGAAGUUGGAGAGGUGCUCCAAAGUAUUGAUAGAGAAUGGAAUCUGUUUCAUAUAGUGACGGAAAAGCAUUUCGAUCAACAAGCGACCUACCAUGAUGCUUGGGAGCCCCUUGAACAGCUUAGAGAUAUGAUGUUAUCGCAGGAUCUUAUGUAA
This is a messenger RNA of Ceutorhynchus assimilis (cabbage seed weevil), 225 nucleotides long. NCBI's taxonomy places the organism in Eukaryota, Metazoa, Arthropoda, Insecta, Coleoptera, Curculionidae. The record is from the annotation of a GenBank genome assembly.